GCACACUGUUCAGAAUCCCAAUCAGAAAUUAGAAAUAAAUUAAGUAAUUUGUGCGGAAUAAAAAAGAGCGUGCGGCCGAUGCGAUAACCGCAAGCCCCGUAACCAGCACCCCGCCGCCACCACGCCGUGAUGCAGGCAACCAGCGCAGUGGCUGGACAACUCGGAAAACUUGGCUAACGCAGCUCCAACGACAGAAACAACAACAGUGUCAGCAGAGCCCCACAAAACUCGGUGUAGAAGGAAUUAAAUCUAAUUAUAAAAAAAGAAAACACGUAAAGGUCAAGCCAAACCCAACGGCGGUUAAUUAGUGGCGAAACUAGCGAAUUUCGAGACGGAGGACGAGCACCUGCUGCCCGCAGAGCCACCACUAGCAACUGGCACCUGAUAUUCACAUGGGCUGAGUGGUGGAUAGGAUUGGCGAAGGCGCAGCAGCAGCAGCACCAGCGAUGGCCAACCAACUGGACGCCAGUGUGAAGGACGACCUGAAGACGCAGUUCGUCACCCGCGAGGGCACCUACCGCCUGCUGAACCUCUCGGAAUAUUCCCGGCCCAAUCGGGUUGGCUACAGCAGUAGCCAGAGUUCACCGCAAGUGCGCGUUUCCAUGGUGACCCUGCCCAGUCCGGCGCAGGGCAAGCUCGGCACCGAAACGGGAGCGGGGUCGCCCGUAGGCGGAGGAGGAGGAACGACUACUACAACAACGAAUGGAAGCUCACCAGGAGCUUCGCCGACGGGAGUAACAGGAUCGGGAACCGGAGCCACCACAGCAAUAUCCAAUGGCGGCGCCGGCGGGGAUAGCAACUACAGCCACAGUAACCACAAUAGCAACAGUGCAGGGAACAGCACAGUGGAUGCACGCCUGGGCGGAGGAAUCUCCAUGCACUCUAUGAUGAACGGCGGUGUCGUGGACCAGAAUGGAAUGGCCACCAAUCAAGUCUUAGGAGGCGAUCGCAUCUGCUUCAACUUCGGAAGAGAUCUCUACGUCUACUCCUUUCGGGGAGCAAAGAAGGGCACGGAGAUGAGCAAGCCGAUCGAUAAGAAGUUCUACAAGGGCACCAAUCCCAGCUGCCACGACUUCAACGCGAGUUCAGCCACGCCCACGGGAGCGCCUCUACUGGUGGGCUUCACCACGGGCCAGAUCCAGUUGGUCUCCCCACAGGUUGGUCCUCGGGAAGUAAGAAAGCUCUUCAACGAGGAGCGACUAAUCGACAAGACCAAAGUGACCUGCCUAAAAUGGCUGCCCAACUCACCGCACCUGUUCCUCGCCGCCCAUGCCUCAGGUCACCUUUACCUGUACAACGAGGAACUGCCCUGCGCCGCCACUGCGCCCAACUAUCAGCCCUUCAAGCUGGGCGACGGCUACACGAUACUCACCAGCAAGUCCAAAACGACAAGGAACCCGCUCUUCAAGUGGGUCUUCAGCACUGACAACUGCUGCAUCAACGAGUUCUGUUUCUCGCCGUGCGGCUCCCACUUGGCAGUGGUUUCCCAGGACGGUUUCCUGCGCGUCUUUCACUACGACACCAUGGAGUUGCUAGGGAUCGCACGCUCCUACUUUGGUGGCUUCCUUUGCGUUUGCUGGUCGCCCGACGGCAAGUACAUUGUCGUGGGCGGCGAAGAUGACCUGGUAACCGUGUGGUCGCUGCAUGAGCGACGAGUGGUGGCUCGUGGACAAGGCCACAGAUCCUGGGUCUCUGUGGUGGCCUUCGAUCCGUACACUACUUCGUACACCAACUGGGAUGGUGGAGACUUUAGCGACGACGAGAAUCAAAUGAACGAGUACUCCAACUCUCGGGAGGCACGAUUUUCCGCAGACUCCACAGCCAAUGGUGGUUUUGAGGGAUUCGACCGAAACUCCACCCCCGUGCAUGCCGCCCGCAAUCGACACUCGGCUUCCUUUCGCUCGGAUGCUUCUUCGGCGGAGAAGCUAAUGAGCUAUAGAUUAGGCUCCGUCAGUCAGGACACCCAGAUAUGCCUCUGGGACAUCACGGAAGAUGUGCUGCGCCAUCCACUGGCACUGAGGCAGCGAGCGAACAGCGAAAGGGGCUAUCUCAAUGGUGGAGUGGAUGAAGAACCAGAAGUAGAGGACGGAAUCAAAGUGAUCCGACCAGUGGCCAUGUCUGGUCAGGCGAGUGGACAACAGGCGGAAUCGGGCAGCUGUAGUCCCACCCGAGAAACAGCGGGCGGUGUAGCAGGAAACGGCGCCGGUGAGCACAGCAAUAGUAGCUCCAGCAAGUUUUCGACUGCUAACUGCACGAUAUCUUCACAAUCAUCACCAGACGACUGUGACACCGAGGCAGCCACUCCAGCCUCCACAACCUCAAAUCCAGGCGCAGGUACAAGCGUGGCAGGAGCGGGUGCGGCGGCUUCUACAAAGCAUAAUAAUCGCAAUCACAGCACGGGUAACUCAAUCAAAUUCCCUAACUGCAUCAGCGCCACGAAGUCGGAUAGCAUCGAUGGAGGAGGUGGAGGAAACGGAAGUGCACAGAGGCCAUCACAGACAACGUCGGGAUACAAUAGCAAGACUUCCAACAGCUCGAAUAAGUCCUCCAACUCGGGCAGCGGUUUCAGCGCCUUUAACAGCCUCACGCAGCGACUCUCGAACUUUAGCUUCCUGAGUAGCUCGGACAAAAAGGCCGCCGGAUACGAGGGAAGUCACUCGACGGCCCACCGUCAGCACCGCAAGGCGAUGAGCAUGCUGAAGAGCUACAACCAGCACAACCACAGUGGCGGACACAAUAACCACAGCCAGAGCAAUCACAGCAGCUCGUCCAACUUUGGUCAUUCGAGCACACUGGAUUCGGGGGCGGCCGGGGCCAUUGGGAGCAGCUCGACGGCGCACAGCUUUGGAUCCUUGAAGCUGAGCCGGUCGUCCCAUCACUCCUCGCUGGCCACGGCCGCCCAUGCGUCGGGAUCUGGAGCGGGAGCGGGCUCUGGCUCCGGGGUGAGCAGCUUCGACCCCAUGCAACUCAUUGGAACGCCCGCCUGCCCACGCUUCGAUGAGUGCCCGCUGUUAGAGCCUCUUGUCUGCAAGAAGAUCGCUCAUGAGCGAUUGACGGCGCUGAUCUUUCGCGAGGACUGCUUCCUGACGGCGUGUCAGGAUGGAUUUAUCUACACAUGGGCGCGGCCUGGUCAUGCCACGCACGCCACUCAGCACUUGUCGCCUGGACAGACGGUAGCGCCUGGUGGGACAGUAAUUUAGUUCAAUAAAGUGGUCAACUAUCAGCGUAAUCUUGUCAAGCAGCAGGAGCAGCAGCAGAAGCAGUUGGUGAUAAUUUAUUGAUAGGCAAGAGUUUUAAAGGUUUUUAUGUUGCGUAUUUUCUAUUCCAAAUGUAGCCUAAAUGAGUUUAUGAACCACACACACACACACACACAGACACACCGUACACCCGUAAUAUAUAUAUAUACGAUAUAUAGCUAUGUACAACAUAACUACGACCUAUACGCAGCAUCAGGCAACAGAACAAAACGUAUAUGUUUAAUCUAAAUUAUUAGUUGUAAAUGUAUUAUUUUUUUAGUACGUGGAAUUUGUUGAAAACAAAGCAUGUUUAUAACUAUUACUAAGUGCUAGCCUACACUACACACGAUAAAUAAAGCAAAAACAGAAUCAAAUAGAGGCGAAGAGGGCGUUUUUCACAUUGUGCUAUGUACUGAGUUGCAGUCGAGGGCCCCAGACUAACCAACGACGAAUAUCUAACUAUGUAAACUCACUAUCCUAAAGUAGGAACUGUUAAGGCCGAGCAAGCAACAACCAACCACGAACACGUUACAGUAAAAGAGACUAAAAUUUCAAUAAAAUUAUAUAAAAAAUUA
This is a messenger RNA of Drosophila eugracilis, 3811 nucleotides long. Its product is annotated as WD repeat-containing protein 20. The transcript has 4 exons. The coding region runs from base 447 to 3200 and encodes 917 amino acids. Gene Ontology annotation, molecular function: protein binding. The record is from RefSeq and is a predicted model, not a curated record. Lineage: Eukaryota; Metazoa; Arthropoda; Insecta; Diptera; Drosophilidae.